AUGGCCAACUCGUUACGAAAAAGCCGAAAACGAGCUCAUGCUGUUGCCUCUUCCCUUUUCCAACAAACAGCUCGUCUCUUCAUACGCAUCUUCCCGGAGCUGAAGGUGUGCGUGUCGGGCCUGGAGGCCGGCGAGCAGUACGUGGUGGCGCUGGGGGCGCGGCUGAGCUGCGGGCAGCGUUUCCGCUUCCACAAGGGCCGCUGGGCGGCGUGGGGGCGCGCCGACCCGCCGCGGCGCGCGCCCGCUCGCAACCUCUUCCUGCACGCCGGCGCUCCCGCCGACGGCCGGCACUGGAGCCGCGGCGCCGUCUCCCUGUACGCCGCCAAGCUCACCAACGACCCUGCCUCGAGCGCGCCGCCAGGCGCUCAGAUACUGGUGUCGUCCAUGCAUAAGUACGUUCCAGUUGUGCACAUUUUCAAGACAAGCAGUUUGAUGAACUUAGAAACCUGUCAGAAAGCGAGCUUCAGCUUCCCAGAAGCAGAAUUUAUUGCUGUCACUGCUUAUCAGAAUGACGAUUUGGCAGCCCUUAAAAUUCGCAACAACCCAUUUGCCAAGGCAUUUAGAAACAAGCUCACAAGGCGACAGUCUAAUGUGGACUUGACUGAGGUAUCGUCCGCUACCAAGAAGACAUCCUCUGAAGCCAUCAGUGUACCUGCAGUUGCAUCGCCCUUGGUUGAAGCCAUCGUGCGGCCUGUGCCAGUGUUUCAUUGGCCAGUUCACAAUGGACUGUCCUUAGAAUAUCUGAGUCAAUGUUGUUCAUAUUACCAGCGUUCAUCUGGCUGCUGCAACAUGCCGUCAUUUCUCUAUCCUAGGCUAAGCUACAAGAUCUGCGGCUGCAUUUGUGACCAUAAACAGAAACACUUUGACACAUUUCCAAAAGAUGUUUUGCAGUAA
Schistocerca gregaria is the source of this 894-nucleotide messenger RNA. RefSeq names its product T-box transcription factor mls-1-like. Gene Ontology annotation, biological process: regulation of transcription by RNA polymerase II; positive regulation of DNA-templated transcription; cell fate specification. The coding region runs from base 1 to 894 and encodes 297 amino acids. The record is from RefSeq and is a predicted model, not a curated record. NCBI's taxonomy places the organism in Eukaryota, Metazoa, Arthropoda, Insecta, Orthoptera, Acrididae. Gene Ontology annotation, cellular component: nucleus. Gene Ontology annotation, molecular function: DNA-binding transcription factor activity, RNA polymerase II-specific; RNA polymerase II cis-regulatory region sequence-specific DNA binding. The transcript has 5 exons.